GAGAAGGGAGAAAGUAGCGCCGGUAUAUAAAGAGUUGGCCGUGACUUUGAAAGCAUCGUAGAGUCUGUUGCGCGUUUCCACGGACGGGUAUCGCAGAAUCGAUUGUCUCGACCGAUCGUCUUUGUCUUUGUGCAACUUUACAAACCAUGAGGUUCUUUGUGCUUGCCACAAUGGUGGCCGUAGUGUGGGCCUACGAGGAGGAGCACGGUAGUAGUACAACCUAUCACGAAACGUCCAAGCCAGUGGAGAUACCGAUCUACAAGAAAUACGCGAUACCAAUUCCGCAUCCGGUUGCCGUCCCGGUUCCUCAGCAAAUUAAGAUUCCAAUCCCUCAGCCCUACCAGGUCCAAGUCGCAGUUCCGCAUCCGGUGCCCGUGGAAGUUAUUAAACAUAUCGAGAUACCUAUAGAGAAGCCGGAACCGUAUGUCGUGGAGAAAAAGGUACCAUAUGUCGUCGAGAAGCCGUACCCAGUGACAGUGGAGAAGCACUUUCCAGUGCCAAUACCUAAACCGUACCCAGUUCACGUGCCGGUGUACAAGCACGUUUUCCAUCAUAAGGGUGGACAUGGACAUGGACAUGGACAUGGACACGGCUGGAAGAAGCAUCAUCAUUGAUUCAUAAAUUUGGGGCGAUUCUCUCUUAAGUAUCUUUAUGCCAAAAAUAGCGACAAGCGUUACACGAACAAUAUUUAUAACGCCGUAAACGUUGUGAUGUUUGUACAUAGUUUGUUGUAUUAUCAAUAUAACAUUUAUAUUUGUUAUAUUUAAAUAAAUAUGUUUCUUCUUAUA
Messenger RNA from Wasmannia auropunctata (little fire ant), 788 nucleotides. RefSeq lists its product as uncharacterized. NCBI's taxonomy places the organism in Eukaryota, Metazoa, Arthropoda, Insecta, Hymenoptera, Formicidae. Bases 147 to 614 code for a protein of 155 amino acids. The transcript is spliced from 3 exons. The record is from RefSeq and is a predicted model, not a curated record.